UUAUUCUGUGGUGCCCACCUGCGAUGCGCCGGCGCACUUGCCCGCACUUCCGCAGCGCACCGUGACCGGCUCAGUCGAACACAAUCUGUCGAGAGCUUUGCACGCGCCAUGACCUCACUGUUCAACGGAUACGUACCACGUGUGUAAAACUAACGUGUACUACGCUACGAUCAUGGAUGUGAAAUAUUACUGUGCUGUAUUCGUUCUUAUUCAAGCCUACGCAGUAUCAUCAUGUGGAUUUCCCGGUGUGCCGGCGCAUUGUUCUGUAUCGUUCUCCGAGGAGAACUACACGGAGGGCACUAUCGUCACCUACACAUGCGACAGAGGAUUUGAACUGCUUGGUCCUUCGAGACGGGUCUGCAACGGUAACGGCCGCUGGACGCCCGAUGGGAUACCGUUCUGUGUCCUCAACGUGGCCGCUGGCAAGGCGCCCAUGCAGGCCUCCACCGAAGACGUGGGGGUCCCGCAGAAGGCGCUGGACGGCAGCACUGCGGGGGCUUUCAGCGCGGACACGUGCACCCUCACCAAGAAGGAGAUUGAGCCCUGGUGGUACGUCAACCUCCUGGAGCCCUACAUGGUGCAGUUGGUGCGUUUGGACUUUGGGAAGCCUUGUUGUGGUGUAAACAAGCCAGCCGUAGUGGAGGUCCGCGUCGGCAACAACCGGCCGGACCUCGGCACGAAUCCGAUAUGCAACCGCUUCACCGGCUUCCUGGAAGAGGGCCAGCCGCUCUUUCUCCCCUGCAACCCGCCAAUGCCCGGCGCCUUCAUGAGCGUGCACCUGAAGGCCACGGUCCCGAGCCAGUUGUCCAUAUGCGAGGCGUUCGUGUACACCGACCAGGCGCUGCCGAUAGAGCGCUGCCCCCAAUUCAGGGACCAGCCCCCCGGGAGCACAGCGACCUACAACGGGAAGUGCUACGUAUUCUACGACCGGCAGCCGGCGAACUUCCGGGACGCUCUGGCGUUCUGCCACUCGAGGGGGGGCAGCCUGGUCGACGAGAGCAACCCGGCGCUCCAGGGCUUCAUCAGCUGGGAGCUGUGGAGGCGGCACCGGAGUGACAGCAGUAGCCAGUACUGGAUGGGUGCGGUGCGGGACCCGCAGGACCCCAACAACUGGAAGUGGGUGAACGGCAAUGACGUCACGGUCUCGUUCUGGAACGCCCCCGGGGGUACCGAGGGCUGCGCCCGCUUCGACGGCAGCAAGGGCUGGCUGUGGGCGGACACCGACUGCCAGUCGAGAAUGAACUUUAUAUGCCAGCAUCAGCCCAAAGCGUGCGGUCGGCCAGAGCAGCCACCGAACUCUACAAUGACGACGGAGAGUUUCGAAGUGGGCGCCACGGUGGAAUACGCGUGCGACGACGGACACUUGCUCGUCGGCCCGACGGUCAGGACCUGCUUGGAGACUGGCUUCUACGACGAGUUCCCGCCAGUGUGCAAACGCAUAGAGUGCGGCUACCCCGCUGAGAUCCCGCACGGCAGCUACACGCUGCUGAACGGCUCCGUGUCGUAUCUCUCGCACGUGCAGUACGCGUGCGCGCCCGGCUACGAGAUGGCCGGCAGGUCGCGACUGGUAUGCGACAUCGACGAGCGGUGGAACGGCCCCCCGCCGAGAUGUGACGUGAUUCAAUGCGAGGAGCCGGGCGCGAUCCCGAACGGGCGCGUGGCGGUGACGAACAACGCGUCGACGUUCGGCGCGCGCGCGCGGUACGAGUGCGCGCGCGGCUACGAGCUGCGCGGCUCGCCCGUCGCCACGUGCCUCGCGACCGGCCUGUGGGACGCCCCGCCGCCGCAUUGCUACUUGGAAGAACGCUCAACCACCACCACAUCCACAACUACGACAACCACCACCACAACCACAACCACCACAACACCAGCGCCAACCACCCCACCGCCGACAACACCACGGCUAGUGCUACCAACCAGACGGCGCAAACCGACCACCCACCCAGACACCGUCAGACCCAAACUCGAGACCAGACCCGCCAGACCGAACACGACGAAGACGACAACAGAGCGGACAAAGACCACAAUCAAAAGGGUGACGGUUGCUGAUUAUGACAAUUCGUCCACGAGCCACGUGCCCCACAUCAUCGUCGCCAGCCAUCCGCAGGAGAAUCAGAUAUUCGGCAGCGGCAACAACAUUCGCGCGGAACAAACGCCCCGUGUGAACGUGCCCUUGCCGGUGGACGGGGACCGGACACACGGGGCGAGGCUCAACAUCGGGGCCGUCGUGGCCCUCGGGGCCUUCGGGUGCCUGGUGUUCCUCAUCGCGAUAAUUACCACCAUCGUCAUGUUGGUUAAAAGCCGGAAACACAACGAAGGUAAGCGCUACCGGCACCACGUGUCCGCGACGGACUGCAACACGGUCGCCUCCCUCGAGUCCUCCUCGUCGGAGUGCCGGAACGGCCUCAACCGCUACUACCAGCAGGCCUGGGAGCAGCUGCACGAAGUGGCCGGAGGUAAGUUCAGGGAGCGGGAGACGCCCAAGGACGGCUCCGAGAUCGUCGUCGCCGACCUGUACCGCGACCCGAAGCCGGGCACCAGCAAGCACCACCAUCACCAUCACCACCACCGGCCCGUCUGGGUGACGCGCCACAACCGCUAACCUCUCCACCGUUCCACUCGGACGCGUGGUUGACGAGCACACGUGACAAACCGACUGCGUCACACGACUACGUCGGACCUUAUUGUAUAUGGACGCGUAAGUUACAUGCAAGUGAUAGACCCGAUUACGUGGGACAUGUGAGCUCGGUGAGGAUUAACAGAAUGCUGAGUAGGCUUCAGCCUAUAUCUGAUUAAAAGACGCAGAGUCGCGGAAAUAAUGUAUGUAAAUAAAGUUUCUCUUGUCUUCUACUUGUUCGUAUUUUUUUCGCACGUCAGUACAACGGUGUGCGUCGGUCCGUC
Zerene cesonia (dogface butterfly) is the source of this 2901-nucleotide messenger RNA. Its product is annotated as sushi, von Willebrand factor type A, EGF and pentraxin domain-containing protein 1. The transcript is spliced from 11 exons. The record is from RefSeq and is a predicted model, not a curated record. The coding region runs from base 173 to 2602 and encodes 809 amino acids. NCBI's taxonomy places the organism in Eukaryota, Metazoa, Arthropoda, Insecta, Lepidoptera, Pieridae.